AUGGGAGACAUGAGCAAAAAGGGGCAUCGCACUGAGGACAAAUGCGAGGUUAAGGAUCUCUCAGAGGAGAAUCUGGAUAUACUGAAUCCAGAGGAGGAGGUCAAGGCGGACAAGGAGGAAGUGGACAACAAAACAACAUCCUCUGAGGAAGAGGACGUGGAAGGAGAGGUGGUGGUUACAACAAUUGUCAAAAUAUUGAUAAAAGAAACAUUAAGUGCUAUAAUUGGCAUAAGUUUGGCCACUAUAGCAACGAGUGUUGGGGGCAACAACAAGAAAAGUUCCGGCCGCCGCCAUCCACAGUUCCGGCCACCUCCCACAGCUUCGACACCACCACGUUCUUCAUCUCUCCGGCAAAGCCAAGUUUCUGUCUGCAACCUCUCCAGGACCCGAACUCCUUACAAGCCCAUAACCGCCACUCCGGAAGAACCUCACAGAGACAUUCCAAGCAGGUCCAGCCACAUCAGCUCCCCAACUUGCAACACCCACAAGCAGCCUCCCUCAACUCCGGUCAUCCCCAUUGUCUCUGGCCAACAUCAGACAGCGGCCACAACCUCCCCUGUUCCAGUCACACACCCCACGGCCACGCUACGUCCUCGCCACCGCAGGACCACGCCAUCGCCGCCUCACUCCGGGAGGCCCCAUCUCAUACCAAGAGCUCCACAACAACCCCCCAGCAGCAACCUGCUACCAACCCGCUGCACCACCACCGUCGUCAUCCCCCAAGGCCGUCGCUCCUCAGACUCCGACAUCGUUGCCUCUCAUCACUCGCUCCCGCAGCCGUCGCCGGCAUCGUUGUCGUCUCCGGUAUCCUCCCCUGUUCCAACCACCCGAAGCCACCUUCGUCCCCGGCGGUGA
Messenger RNA from Malania oleifera, 855 nucleotides. RefSeq lists its product as uncharacterized. Lineage: Eukaryota; Viridiplantae; Streptophyta; Magnoliopsida; Santalales; Ximeniaceae. The transcript has 2 exons. The record is from RefSeq and is a predicted model, not a curated record. The coding region runs from base 1 to 855 and encodes 284 amino acids.